ACCACACUGCCAUGCUGUGGAGCAUCGAGACGGGAAAGUGCCUCCUCAAAUAUCUGGGCCAUCAAGGAUCAGUCAACUCCAUAAAGUUUCACCCCACUGAACAGAUGGCUCUAACAGCCUCUGGAGAUCAGACGGCUCACAUCUGGAGGUACAUGGUGCAGCUGCCGACCCCCCAGCCCGUCGCUGACAUCAGCCAGACGCCCUGCGAAGACGACGUGGACUUCUCGGAUAAAGACGACGCCGACGGCGAGGUGGAGGGUCCCAUCGACUGCCCCUCCAUCCGCGUGGCAACCACGACGCUGCGCAGCCACCAGGGCGUGGUGAUCGCCGCCGACUGGCUGGUGGGGGGCAAACAGGCGGUGACGGCCUCCUGGGAUCGAGCCGCCAACCUUUACGACGUGGAGACCUCAGAGCUGGUUCACUCGCUCACUGGCCACGAUCAGGAGCUGACCCACUGCUGCACCCACCCCAACCAGCGCCUGGUGGUCACUUCAUCCAGAGACACCACCUUCAGACUGUGGGACUUCAGAGACCCGUCCAUCCACUCCGUCAAUGUGUUCCAGGGACACACUGACACGGUGACGUCGGCCGUUUUCACCGUGGGAGACAAUGUGGUGUCCGGCAGCGACGAUCGGACCGUCAAAGUGUGGGACCUGAAGAACAUGAGGUCGCCCAUCGCAACCAUCCGCACCGACUCCGCCGUCAACAGGGUCAUCGUCGCAUGGUUUGCUGCUCCGCCUGGUGUGAGGACAACACCACCUGCAACCUGUUCACCUGUGGCUUCGACCGGCAGGCCAUCGGCUGGAACAUCAACAUCCCGGCUCUGCUGCAGGAGAAGUGACCUCCUCUCACAUCAGGUCCAGUCAAACAGAAACAGACGGAGGAGGGGUUUAGUUUUUCACGUUUCAGUCUGUAGCACCCUCCGAGUCACCGCCGUCUAAUAUUCCUCUAAGGUGGAAGUGACUCAUCGCUGUCCAAAAGAUGAAAUAUUUAACUCCAUCGUUAAAACGAAGCACAGAGACGAAGCUCUCCAUGCUGAGAGCUGAUGUUUAGCUGAAGACUGUGCUGCAGGUUCAAAUCUCCCGUGCCACUAACAGCAGAUUUGUCUUUGCACAAAGUCUCAAUAUUUUGUUUUUGCUGUUUUGUACAUUUCAGAAGUUAAUCUGCAGUAACUGGUUCUAAAACGAAACACUGAUCUGUCCCGGAUCAGUUCUCUCAUUAUUGUUUCAUCCUGAUGUUUGAUGCACUUUUUAUUUUAAUUGUUUUUAUAGAACAGCUGACCCUUUAUUUCAGUCUCAAACUUUCACCAGUUUCAAGCUUCACCUCACAUUUAAGUGAACCUUAAAGCACAUUUAGRUAUUAGUGAUGCAGCUGUGAGGAUGAGGAGGCUUCGUUUAGAUUUGUUUUAAAGGGAAACCGCUCCUGCUGUUGUUGUACUCGAUGAUUGUAAAAACUUUUGCUCGUGUCGUUGAGGAUUCUCGUCACGUCUGUUCUGGUUCUUCCAAACGAGUCCGAUCUCUGAGGAGUGUUUCUUUUUCCCCACCGCUGCCUCGGAAACACUCGGCCAAAGAUGCGUUUGAGGAAACGGGAGAUUCUGUAACUCUGUGUUUGUGUGUUAGAAAGGCUUUUAUCGGAGCAGAGUUUGUUCAGAUUCAAUGUUUCGUGUUGUGAUCACGCUCGGCUGCAGUUUGUGUGAAGCAACGAGCACUGAUUGUAAAUCCAGCUUCAGAUCUGUAGAASCUGUUUGUUUGACACCAGAACAUUUCCUGUGUUGUUCCACAGCUCUGCUUUGGAGACUGAAAAAAGUAGAAUAUUUUGAAUUUUCUUUAAAAGUGUUAACGUUUGUCUGAUAAACUGUAAUAUAUGAAAGUUUGGUCGAAUAGUUCAGGUCUUUAUAACUCCAUGACUUUUAUUUUGAUUUUAAUUUCACUGAGUUCCUUCACAAUAAGAUUUGAAAGAUUUUUUAUUUUCAGAAAACUAAAAACAUUAAUGAUGGGUGACAGAUGAGGAGCUUUUUUGUUAUUCAGUAAAGUUUAAUUCAAGAAAAUUUAAAAAAAAAUCAAGUUUAAGGAAAAAAAAUCAGAAGUUAUGAACAAAUAGUAAACAUUGGGCUGCGUUUUCUUUUUAAUUUGACAAAAACACACGAACACACUGGAUUCCUCUGCACUCGAGCCUCUUUCUUCCAUGUUUGGCCUCACCUCUUCACCAUCAGUCACUAAAUAACCAUCAUUCAGCCUCAGCUGUCUAAAAUCUUGAAGCUUGGUGAAAAUGUGUUUUCUGGUCAAUGUAGAAAAACAAACAUCUGUUCUAAAAAAAGACCACAGAUUUGUGGAUCAUCGCUGUAACGAGACACAAGAAGCUGCUUGUGCUAUAAAUAAACCAUUUCUGUUGAAAUGUU
Austrofundulus limnaeus is the source of this 2398-nucleotide messenger RNA. Its product is annotated as WD repeat-containing protein 37. Lineage: Eukaryota; Metazoa; Chordata; Actinopteri; Cyprinodontiformes; Rivulidae. The record is from RefSeq and is a predicted model, not a curated record. Gene Ontology annotation, molecular function: protein binding.